Molecule: messenger RNA, 696 nt
Organism: Ilex paraguariensis (yerba mate)
Lineage: Eukaryota; Viridiplantae; Streptophyta; Magnoliopsida; Aquifoliales; Aquifoliaceae
Source: the annotation of a GenBank genome assembly
AUGGAGCUUGAAUUUGAAAAGGGUUUGUUAGAAUAUGUGAGAAAAUCUUCACCACCACCUUUCUUGUUGAAAACCUAUAUGCUAGUGGAGGAUCGUGAGACCGAUGAAAUCGUGUCGUGGAACGACGACGGGAGUGGUUUUGUGGUGUGGCAACCGGCGGAAUUCGCCAGAGAUUUGCUUCCAAAACUCUUCAAGCACAGCAACUUCUCUAGCUUUGUCAGGCAACUCAAUACUUAUGGGUUUCGAAAAGUAGCAACUACGAGGUGGGAAUUUUGCAACAAAAUGUUUCGCAAGGGUAAACAAGAUCUCCUCUGCGAAAUUCGUCGUAGAAAAGCAUUGACCAACAAGACACAAACUGCUGCACAAAACCAAUCCACACCAAAAGAAUCGGACGAAGAUCAAAGGUCAUCUUCAACUUCAUCAUCUUUUGGUUACACAACCCUUGUCGAUGAGAAUAAACGACUCAAGAGAGAGAAUGGGGUCCUAAGCACAGAGCUUUCAAGCAUGAAAAAGAAGUGCAAGGAGCUCCUUGAUUUGGUGGCCAUGUAUACGAAUUCGGAGAAAGAGGAGGAGGAGGAUGAGAGGCCAUUAAAGCUGUUCGGUGUGAGGUUGGAGGUUCAAGGAGAGAGGGAGAGAAAGAGAAAGAGAAAGAUUAAUGAAAGUGCAAGGGUUCUACUAUCACAGUCUUGCAAAUGA